GGCGGGGCGCGGGGAGCGUCUCUCCGGCCCCGCCGCAUCCCCGCCGCAGCGGAAGCCGCACCCCCGCCGCCCGGGCCGCCCGGGCGCAGCCCCCGGCGCAUCCCGCCCCCCCGGCGGGGCCCUGAUUGGCGCCGGCGGCUUCGGCUCCCCCCCCCGCGACCCGCUCCCCGUCCCGCCGCCGCCAUGAACCCGCUCUUGGGCCCCAACCUCUUCCUUCUGCCGCAGGAGCAGCAGGGGCUGCCGGGCCCCGAGCUGCCGCCGUCGCCCGCGGGCCGCCCCGCCGAGCCCCUCGGGGGAGAGCUAGCAGCCCCGCCACCCGCCGCUCCCUUUCCCGCGCCGCCCGCCGCCAUGGCCCUCCGCAACGACUUGGGCUCCAACAUCAGCGUCCUGAAGACGCUGAACCUGCGGUUCCGAUGCUUCCUGGCCAAGGUCCAUGAGCUGGAGCGGCGCAACCGGCAGCUGGAGAAGCAGCUGCAGCAGGCGCUGGAGGAGGGCGGCGGGAGCCGGGGCCGCGGACCCCCGCGCCGCGACCAGGCGGUGCAGACCGGCUUUAUCGGCCCCAUCCGCUCCCUGGGGCUGGGGCCGGCCCGGGCGCUGGGGUCCCCCGGCUGCCGCCCCGGCGCGCCCGCCCAGCCAUCCCCCUUCCCGACCGCCUCCCGCUUCAUGCCCGGCACCAUCUGGUCCUUCUCGCAAGCCCGGCGGCUAGGCCCGGGGCCGGAGACCACCCUGGUGCAAGGGCCGGGGGUCUCCUGGGUCCACCCGGACGGGGUGGGCGUGCAGAUCGACACCAUCACCCCUGAGAUCCGGGCGCUCUACAACGUGCUGGCCAAGGUGAAGAGGGAGCGCGACGAGUACAAGCGCAGAUGGGAAGAGGAGUACACGGUGCGUGUCCAGCUUCAGGACCGGGUGACUGAGCUGCAGGAGGAAGCCCAGGAAGCUGAAGCCUGCCAGGAAGAGCUGGCCAUGAAGGUGGAGCAGCUCAAGGCAGAGCUUGUUGUCUUCAAGGGACUGAUGAGCAAUAACAUCACGGAGCUGGACACCAAGAUCCAGGAGAAGGCCAUGAAGGUGGACAUGGACAUCUGCCGGCGCAUUGACAUCACUGCCAAGCUGUGCGACGUGGCACAGCAGCGAAACUGUGAGGACAUGAUCAAGAUGUUUCAGAAGCAAUUGGUUAGUUCCAUUCAGUUGGGAAAGUGUACAAAUUUUAAACUUUGUGUAAAUAAGUCUCUGCACUUGUCUCCCGUUAAGGUCCCAGCCUCGGUGGGGCGGAAGCGGGAGCGCAAGCAGGUCAGCGACGAAGACACCUCACUGUCAGAGAGCGAUGCCUCCCGAAAACCUGAAGAGGAAGAGGAGGACGAGACCACAGCCAUGAGUAUCAAUGAGGAAAUGCAGAGGAUGCUGAACCAGCUGAGGGAAUAUGACUUUGAGGAUGACUGUGACAGCCUCACGUGGGAGGAGACAGAAGAAACGCUGCUCCUCUGGGAGGACUUCUCCGGAUACGCCAUUGCAGCCGCAGAGGUGCAGGGGGAGCAAGAUGACAGCCUGGAAAAGGUGAUCAAGGACACGGAGUCGUUGUUCAAGAGCCGUGAGAAGGAGUACCAGGAAACCAUUGACCAAAUAGAGCUGGAGCUGGCCACAGCCAAGAACGACAUGAACCGCCACCUGCACGAGUACAUGGAGAUGUGCAGCAUGAAGCGAGGCUUGGACGUGCAGAUGGAGACUUGCCGGCGGCUCAUCACCCAGUCUGGGGACCGAAAGUCUCCUGCCUUCACCCCAGCCUCCAACAGCGAGUCAGCCCCGAACGAGGAGAGUGAGGAGUCUGACCGUGACCCUCCCAGUGACGCUUCCAUCAGAUAAUGAGGGGAGGACCCGCUCUGUUGGACACCCUUCCUGGUACAGGGGUGCCUGAGCCAUGCCUGAGAGAGACUGUCAGGGCCAUGGAGCUGCUGGUAAACGUCUGUCGCCCAGGCUCACUCCCGUUUUGGGGAGCUUGGCAGAUCCCGCACCCCCUUGCCACCAGAUAUCUCACAAAUGGGAAUAGCUAGAUAGACCUGAGAGUCCUUGUUGGGGCUGCUCAGCCUCCAGCCCCUUCUCUGUUCCCUUUCCCUGCUAUGGUUAAACCACGGUUUGGGCAGGGAGGCUCCAAAUCUGCCACAGUGGCAUUCGCCAGGACCUGUUCCCAGGUUCCUCCAGACCCACCUCCUCCGUCCUGGUACGCUUUGUCCUGCCCCCUGCCCUCCCUGCACCACAUGGAGCCAAACAAGAGCCGUAUCUUCCUGCAAACUGGACCUGACACUGGUGCCAACUGGACCGAGCCUGGGAUGCUCUCUGUCCUUGCUGCUGGCCGGGUGCCUGGCUGGUCCCCGUGCCAAGCCGAGCACCCCAAUCCCCCCCUGCCUCCUCCAGGGCAGGGGCUGAGCCCCGCUCAUGGUGCACUUCGCUUUGCCGCACGUUGGCGGUGCGCUCAUGUCUGUGUUACAGGGACAAGGGGUCAUUAAAUGGGACAGUUUCCUUUUCUACA
This is a messenger RNA of Pezoporus occidentalis (night parrot), 2521 nucleotides long. RefSeq names its product intermediate filament family orphan 1 (gene IFFO1). The transcript has 10 exons. Lineage: Eukaryota; Metazoa; Chordata; Aves; Psittaciformes; Psittacidae. The record is from RefSeq and is a predicted model, not a curated record. Bases 184 to 1857 code for a protein of 557 amino acids.